This is a messenger RNA of Contarinia nasturtii (swede midge), 2820 nucleotides long. RefSeq lists its product as uncharacterized. The record is from RefSeq and is a predicted model, not a curated record. NCBI's taxonomy places the organism in Eukaryota, Metazoa, Arthropoda, Insecta, Diptera, Cecidomyiidae. The transcript has 8 exons. Bases 771 to 1661 code for a protein of 296 amino acids.
AGAAUGAAUCUCAAACUAAAUUUCGUAUUAUAGUUCCAAAAUUUUAAAGCAUAAACUGUGUAAAUCAAGAUAUGAAAAUCAAGAUAAUACGAGUGUGUGGUUCUUACCAGUUUUAAAAAGCUUUAAUUUUUAUUCAGUCGUUUUUUAUUUUGAAGAAGUUUUCCAAUUUACCAUUAUUUUCAUAGUGAAAUGCAACUCUCCUGAUCAUUGUAAAUUCAAUUAUUAAAGAAACAACACCCCAGAAAUUUUAUUUACUGAGAGCCAUAAAAUAGAAAUAUUUAUAUCAACCUUUUAAAGGAACGGUGAAAUUGUGAAUAAAAAUGAGGAAAAAGUCUAUGUCAACGGCACUACGAGAUGCUGAAUUAUGACUCAUAAGGGAUAAAACUGAAAAUUUGACCAUUCGCUGUAACUUGGACAAUUAUCAGCAUACUGGGCAUAUUCAGAAUGAAGGUGCACGUAAAACGACACACAGUUGGCCUGUUAUCUGUAGACAAUCCAAACACCAUGCAUCUGAAGAAGAAAUCGACAAUGAUGAUGAAGUAGAUUACGAAACUCUUUUUGUUUUUAAUGAUAGUUAUCGAAAUUCAACAAAUAUAACAAAUACAGAUAAUUUGUCUAUUCGAAAGUACUUAGUAGCAGAUUAUAGUCCAAAACAACCAUCCUCAGCAUCAACAACAAUUGCACAAAGUGAAUGUUCAGUGGUCCCUAUAGUUGGCUUCAAAACAAGUAGUACAAAUCGAAUUCUAACUCGAAACAGUAUAGUCCCAUUGAUGACAACGGCACAGACUCGUCGAACAACACUAAUAAAUGAUGGAAUUGUUCCACCUAUUAAUACUACAACAGUUGAUCAAAGUUCGUGUACAACACCACCACCAAUUCUUUUUCUGUUAUUGACACUUUUUAUGACUUUAGCAGCAACAGGGCUAUUAUGUUUUGCAGUAAUGACAGACCAUUGGGAAAUGACACAAUGGGAUCAUAAUAUAUUGGAACGCCUAACUAAUAAUUCAUCGCAUAUUCUGCAUUGGCAUUUAGAUGGCAAAGUCGCUCAGCUACCUAUACAUCACGGAAAAUCAGUUUUCUUAGUUCCAAUGCACAGUGGAUUAUGGACUUUGUGCAUUAAUUUGAGUGAAAAUGAAAUGCGACAGUUAGGUCAAUAUGGAUUUCCUCACGCCAAUAAAUGUAUAAGCUAUUUAAUUUCCAUGAACUUGCAAGAUGUAGAUUACCAGAUCGCACGACGUCCAACAAUGAGGAUGCAAAAUUUGUCUAUAUCGUGUUCUUUGGUUUGUCUUAUUAUACUUGGUUCGGCUGCACUUUUGGGAGCUUUCGGCAUAUGUCAACGCCAAAUAAGUGCUAUUCUUGUUACAGGCGUCAUGUAUUUGUUGGCAGCGCUGUUUGCAUUAUUUACUUUAAUGAUAGUACAUUUCAAACGUAACCAAAAUAUAGCAUCAGAUACUGCUUUAGAUGGUACUAUUGAAGGAUUCAUCGCCAAAAAGGGGGAUGCACGUUUUGCUUAUUAUUUAUUGGAGGCUCGUUUUUUCACAACUUCAUAUAGUUUUGAUUUAGCAUUAGGUGGUGUUGUGUUGUGUGGCAUAACAUAUGUUUUAUGGACGAUGUUAUCAAAAAUAAUGCGCUACAAUCCUUUAUCGGCCUUAUUAAUUUAAAUGUGGAUCGUGAGUCUUCGAAUUAAACUGAUUCGCAUUCGCAGGAUACCCAAUAUUUCAUAUUUCAUUGCCUUUGCAUGUAAUCCAAAAUUUUAUUAUAUAACUUUUGAAAUCAUUGAGCGUAGAAAAAUAAUUAUUCUAAAUUUGUUAAAUUUGGAACACUUUCUAAAGUUAGUUUCAGAUUUUUAAACUAUCCUUUUUAUUUAGUUCUAUUAGAAGAAACUACUUUUUACUUUCUGCAUUUAUAAAAAAAAAUCUUUGAAAAAAUUUGAAGUUUGGAAAGUCAACAAAGAAUGGAAUUGAAAGAGAACAAUUGAACAAAAUUGAUCAAUUCUUCUGUAGUUUAAUUGGUUUAGUUUUUGAUGCAUUUUUGUAUAAACAUAGCUUUAGAAAAUUAAUUCCAUCUAUCAAUAGAACAGUAAAAAAAAAUAAGUUGUAGUUUCAAAAUGCUUCAAUCUGUUUAGUGAAUUACAUGAAAAAAAAAAACAUGUUUUCUAUUUUUCUCUCAUCCAAAAGUCGAUCGGAGGUAGCUCCCAUACAAAACUCAGAUUUUUGGUGAUUGAUUCAGACUUUGUAAGACAAAAUGUAUCAAAAAUUACUUGAAUUACAAAAAUAAUAUCAUAUUCGGUUAUUUCGUGCCAAGAAACACUUCACUACAUAUUUUUACAACGAAAAAAGAUAUUUUUUGAGAAUUUUAAAAGCGCUCUACAUUCGGUAAUCGAAAAAUUUUCAAUCGUUCCAUGCGAGUGUCAAUCACCGGUCGACUUUUGGAUGAAACAAAUAACGGAUACUCUAAUCUAUAAAAAAUACUUUAAAAACGCUUCAAUAAUGCACAACAAACUUAGUAACAUGUUUGAAAUAAUUCUAAAUGUAAUGUCACAAAAAACAAUUCAAAAACUUUCAAAGUGUGAAAAAUCCGCGUGUCGAUUCUCAUAUAGCUUUUAGAAGACAAAUAAUCGCCUUUGCUGUGAUGUUUUAUUUGAUUUUUUUAUGCAUAUCGAACACAUACAAUUUUUGGUGCAUAACCAAAAUACAUGCAUUAAUAAUCUUGUAAUAAGAGCUAACGUUUUGAACAGUAUUCACAAUACUUUGUGCAGCAACUUAAAUGAUGCUGCUAAAAAAUGAUCUAAUAAAGGUAUUCCUUUACUAAUAACUUCAA